Heterocephalus glaber (naked mole-rat) is the source of this 948-nucleotide messenger RNA. NCBI's taxonomy places the organism in Eukaryota, Metazoa, Chordata, Mammalia, Rodentia, Bathyergidae. The record is from RefSeq and is a predicted model, not a curated record.
AUGGCCCCUGGAAACAUGACCCAGGUCACUGAGUUCAUCCUCAUAGGGGUCUCACAUUGUCCCGAGCUGCAGGUGCCCCUCUUCCUCAUCUUCCUGGGCAUCUAUGUGCUGACCGCCAUGGGGAACCUGGGCAUCAUCACCCUCACCAGUGUGGACCCCCGACUGCAGACCCCCAUGUACUUCUUCCUCCAACAUCUGGCUCUCAUCAACUUGGGCAACUCCACCGUCAUCGCCCCGAAAAUGCUGAGCAACUUCUUAGCACAGAAGAAAACCAUCUCCUACUAUGCCUGUGCCACCCAGCUGGCAGGAUUCCUGGUAUUCAUUGUGAGUGAGGCCUUCAUGCUGGCCGUGAUGGCCUAUGACCGCUACGUGGCCAUCUGCAUCCCCCUGCGCUACCUGGUGGUGGUGUCUCGGCGGGUCUGCCUGCUGCUGGUGUCCCUCACCUACCUCUACGGCCUUUUCACAUCCAUAGUCUUUACACUUUGUGUGUUCUCCCUGUCUUUUUGCUCUUCCAAUGUCGUCAAUCAUUUUUACUGUGAUAUUACACCUCUGGUGGCUCUGUCCUGCUCUGAUACUUAUGUUACAGAAAUACUUGUCUUUCUCUCUGCAGGGACAAAUUUGAUUUCCUCCAUGACAAUUGUUGUAGUUUCUUAUUUCAACAUUGUUCUGUCUAUUCUGAGGAUGCGAUCAUCAGAAGGGAGGAAGAAAGCCUUUUCUACCUGUGGGUCACAUAUGAUGGCUGUCACAGUUUUCUACGGGACAUUGCUGUUCAUGUACUUACAGCCCGGGACCAACCACUCCCUGGACACUGAUAAAAUGGCUUCAGUGUUUUACACACUGGUGAUCCCCAUGCUGAACCCCAUGAUCUACAGCCUGCGCAACAAGAACGUGAAGGCUGCCUUAAAGAGCUUCAUGACAAAUCCCUGCCAUUCUUGCAAGCUACUGUAA